Acaulospora morrowiae is the source of this 1314-nucleotide messenger RNA. The record is from the annotation of a GenBank genome assembly. NCBI's taxonomy places the organism in Eukaryota, Fungi, Glomeromycota, Glomeromycetes, Diversisporales, Acaulosporaceae.
GAUAUGGAAUUACUUCCGGCCGAUUGCCUCAGAGAAAUAUUUAAGGUCUUACAAGAUGAUACCAGUUCACUAUAUUCGAAAAAAUCGAGGUCAAUUCUGAAAAUAUUGGUCACAUGCCUACCGGAAACUUCGAAAAAUAUCCUGUUAAACAAUAACAUCGACGUCUCAUCAUUCACGUCACGAAGGCCUCUGCUAUUCCACUACGUCAGAUAUAUUCAAUCUCUUUCAUUCAAAAACAUAUUGCACUUGGGAGUCACACUAUACAAAUCGGGCAAUGAAGAGAUGCCGAAUCAGUCAGAUAGCCGAGAUGACAAAUUAAAGCAUCAAGUAAGCUCGAGGGAUACAUAUUGCAUACAGCUAAUACUACAAGAAUUUUUCAAGAUGUUCAUGAGUCAAUGCGUGAAUUUCAAGUUCCUUGAUCUUCGUAACCUCAAGGUAACAUUUCCUUAUUUUCUUGGGGCCGAUAAAUGUUUGAUGGGACUGCGUGAACUGCAGUGUGAUUCCAAAAUAUCCUCCGAGAUUUUUUGUCGUUUAGCACAAAUCUGCAGAAACCUCGAACAUAUAUCUGUGGAGUGUCACGAGGAAUUUGAUAAUCUGGGACUAGCUGUUUUGAUCGAAUGUCAGAGAAAUUUGAAAAAAGUGGAACUUGUAGGUGUCAUCGGAAGCAGGUUUUAUUCGGGAUUUAAUCUUGCGCAGUCUGUGGCUAAGCAAGCAAAUUCAGUGCAUCACCUGUUACUCAAAGGAGAAACGCCGUGUAUUCCUCUGAGCAUUAUAUCACCGUGUAUCAACAUACGGAUACUGGAUCUACAUUUUGAGCACGAUAGAGUUAUCAAUAUUUUUGAUGACCUGGAGUCAAUUUCAUUUCCAAAUCUCAGAGUUCUUCGAGCAGGAAAAGGGUUUCCCAGAUUGCACAUACUCGAGGGAUUCAUCGAAAAGAUAGAUGGAUGCCUGGAAGAAUUGGUAAUAUAUGGUGAACGCCCUCCAAUUACCGAGCCUAGAUUAGAGUUUAAUCGAAUAUUGACCAGUAAUUGCCGAAAACUUCGAGUUCUCACCCUGUGGUGCAUGACACUCAACCUAAAUUACGUCAAAGAGAUAUUGAUUUCGUGCAGAGAUUUGGAAAUUCUGUCGAUACAUAGCUGCAUAGAGUAUGAAGCAAGAAGGGUAUUCGAGGUGCUGAAAGAUUCUGCACCGACAAAAUUAUCCAGAUUACGAUUAGAGGGCAGGUGGAUUUGGGAAAAUUCUGCAACUGCCCUGGUGGAAUUUUUGGAAUUCUGGAAAGAUACAAGACUUUAUCCGUCAGUCUUCUACCUUCAG